This is a messenger RNA of Rhododendron vialii, 860 nucleotides long. RefSeq lists its product as uncharacterized. NCBI's taxonomy places the organism in Eukaryota, Viridiplantae, Streptophyta, Magnoliopsida, Ericales, Ericaceae. The coding region runs from base 1 to 678 and encodes 225 amino acids. The transcript is spliced from 2 exons. The record is from RefSeq and is a predicted model, not a curated record.
AUGACCGAGAAGAGCCAGCUGCAAAAAUAUCUGAGCACAACUGAACAAAAGAAAAAUGCUAUAAUUGUUCAAAAAGAUGCAGAAAUGCGCAGCUUAACCAAUAAGCUUUCCCUCACCAGCAAGCUUUCCGUCCAACCGCGACAUACCAAAGAACCUCAAAAGCAUUUACCGGUUCUUGAAACUGAUUCCUCUUUGUUCACACAAAGAAGUGAGGAAGCAAUACAUAACAUCACACAAACGUACACUGAUCAGAAGAUUGAGCAAGUGGUCCAUGAAGUUAUACAAUUAUAUGCUCAUGCCGGGAAAAAUUCUGAAGGGGACAACAAAGAUGAUAAUGCAAAACAAAGACCACGAAGGCAAAAAAUGGAUGACAACUAUUACUACGGUUCAAUCACAAAGGAUGGUCGCAAAAAAGAACAAAUUGUCCUUGUCGAAAGUGACAAGCCACAAGCAGAAACCAAGAAACUUGAUGACAAGAUUCCUCCCCUAGGAAAAAAGGUAGAUAUUGUCCUUGCCUUGCUACCUGACGAAUGCCAAGAAACAAUCAGAAAAUUUUGGAAACUCGAGGAGGGAUGUAAACACAUAUGGGAUUGUGAAUUAGAUGACCUACGCAUAUAUCAAGAAGAUGUGAGGUUUCUGCUAUGUGAUCGAGAAUUAACAGGCCAGAUAACACAAUAAAAAAAGAAGCAACUCUCUUUCUGUAUUUUAAGAGAAGUUUAUAUGAGAUCUACGCUUUUGUAUGAGAACUGUGUUUUUUCUAUUAGAACUGUACGUGAUAAACAAAUAUUUUUUACAUUCUGAUACAGUCAAUAGAUGCCUACGUCCACUUGCUGACUACAAUACUACAACCACCAACAUCU